CAACGUGUAAACUUUUUUAAAGAAUCCGGAAGCAUUCAAAUCCAUUCAUUGCAGCCAGAUUCCGAGGUAUAAACGUAAUUGCGCUGGACUAGCAGUAUAGCUUUUAAUUCGACAGUUACAAUGCCUAAUAAUAUACAAUAAGUUGGCAAGCGUCAAUUUAUUGAAAAGUGCGAUAUUUACGAAUUUUUUCGGUACGAUCACUUUUUAAAAAAGAAUUUACAAUUUUAUAAUGUGUUCUCCCGGUAAUCCACCUUGGCCGAUUGUAUAUCCUUUCGACGAAAUUAUUGCCAAGUUUCUUGGAGAACUAACGGAAGAGGAAAUCGAAAACAUUAGAGAAAGUUACGCAUUGUAUGAUGAUGACGAUUCCAGAGGUCUCAUUAAUGCUGAAACGUUCAAGACUCUCAUGACUGAUUGCGGCCAAAAUCCUACAGACGAGCAAAUUAAGGAAUGGAUGGAAACGUUAGAUGAAGAUAAAGAUGGAUUAAUUGGUUUCCCGGAGUUUUUGACUCUUGUUGCCGAUAUAUUAAGAGGUACCGACGACCCUAUUCCUCUAAGGGAAGCUUUUCAAGCAUUGGACCGAGAUGAGGAUUUACACUUAUUUUUUGAUCAUUAUCAACUGUGUCGCUCCUUCGAUUUUGAGGGUUACAGUGGAUAUAAUUUAGCAUCGGAAUUGAACUAUUACAUAACACAAACGGAAAAUAAAAUAACUCAAGAAGAAUCCUACGAGAUGUUCAGAGAAUUGGAGAUCGACUGGGACGGUCUCAUACCAUACGAGAAAUUUGUUACUUUACUGUCAAACAGAAAUAUUUAACAGGCAAUAUCGUGCUGAAGAAUUUUUAAUAAAAAACACAACAAAUAAAUUUCUUGAAGUAUAAAAACAAAGCAGCGUGAAAUGUAGCAACGAAAUCCGCUUGUUCCAGAUGACAUUGAUCAAUGCAAUUUUUAAGCCUAGCGGCUCUUUUCUUGUUUUCAAUAAAUCAUGCUCACAAUUUAA
This is a messenger RNA of Agrilus planipennis (emerald ash borer), 994 nucleotides long. RefSeq names its product calmodulin-like. Gene Ontology annotation, molecular function: calcium ion binding. Bases 230 to 811 code for a protein of 193 amino acids. The transcript has 3 exons. The record is from RefSeq and is a predicted model, not a curated record. Gene Ontology annotation, cellular component: cytoplasm. NCBI's taxonomy places the organism in Eukaryota, Metazoa, Arthropoda, Insecta, Coleoptera, Buprestidae.